Messenger RNA from Myripristis murdjan (pinecone soldierfish), 2553 nucleotides. RefSeq names its product extracellular calcium-sensing receptor-like. Gene Ontology annotation, molecular function: G protein-coupled receptor activity. NCBI's taxonomy places the organism in Eukaryota, Metazoa, Chordata, Actinopteri, Holocentriformes, Holocentridae. The record is from RefSeq and is a predicted model, not a curated record. Bases 181 to 2553 code for a protein of 790 amino acids. Gene Ontology annotation, biological process: G protein-coupled receptor signaling pathway. Gene Ontology annotation, cellular component: plasma membrane. The transcript has 6 exons.
CUGCUGCAGCUGCUGCUGGUGGUGUCUUUCUCUAGGGCUGAAGAGCCGGUGUGUAGGCAGAGAGGGGAGCCAGAGGACCCGCAGCUUUUUAAAAAUGGUGACAUUGUCUUAGGUGGAAUCUUCUCUUUCCACAGCAGCUGGAAGAGCAGACAGGAUAACUACACACACAGACCAUCGCCAAUGCAGUGCACAAGUUUGAAUUUCCGAGCAUUUCAGUUUGCCCAGGCUAUGCUCUUUGCCAUUGAGGAGAUUAACAACAGCACAGACCUACUGCCUGGCAUCUCACUGGGCUAUAAGAUCUAUGAUGCCUGUGGGUCUAUAGGAAGGGGAGUGAGGGUGGCACUGGCUUUGGCUAAUGGUAAUGAAGAUACAGCCACAGCCUCCACAGCAACCUGCACCAGACCAGCGCAAGUGGUGGCUAUCAUGGGAGAGACCUCCUCUUCUCCUUGCAUGGCUAUUUCGACUGUCAUUGGGCCCUUUCACAUCCCAUUGAUCAGCCACUUUGCCACCUGUGCUUGUCUCAGUGACAAAGUCCGUUACCCAUCCUUCCUCAGAACAAUACCCAGCGACUACUACCAGAGCAGAGCUUUAGCCCAGCUGGUCAAACACUUUGGCUGGACUUGGGUGGGGGCAAUCAGAACAAAUGAUGAUUAUGGCAAUAACGGCAUGGCCAUAUUCACAGAGACUGCCAAACAACUGGGCAUCUGUCUGGAGUACUCUGUAUCCUUCUUUAGACAAGAUCCACCUGAAAAGAUACAGAGGAUAAUUGACAUCAUCAAGGCCUCCACCUCAAAGGUAAUUGUUGCUUUCCUCUCACCUAUGGAUUUUGAUAUAUUAAUAGAUGCUUUUGCCAACCACAAUCUGACUGGGUAUCAGUGGGUUGGUAGUGAGGGUUGGAUCACUGAUUUCCACACUGCAAGUAUGGAUAAGCAUCACAUCUUGGAUGGUACUAUAGGGCUGGCAAUCCCCAUGGCCCAUGUCACAGGCAUGAGAGAGUUCAUGUUGGAUGUAAAGUCACUCAAUUCAUCAAGUAAUGAAUUGUUCACAGAGUUCUGGGAGACACUGUUUGAUUGUAGGUUUAUGAAGACAACGAGCUCAGAAAAGAAUCAGAGAUACUGCAGUGGAUAUGAAGAUGUGUCUGGGCUGCAAAAUGCCUUCACUGAUAUGUCACUCAUGCCCAUAUUUAACAAUGUCUACAAAGGAGUGUAUGCUGUGGCCCAUGCACUUCAUAAUACUCUUGGCUGUAAAAAAAUAUGUCGCAACAAGGUACAGCCAAACCCAUUCACGAUUUUGCAGCACAUAAAAAAUAUUCAGUUCAAAACAAAGGACGGGGAGCAGGUUUACUUCAAUGAGAAUGGAGACCCAGCUGCAAAGUAUGAAAUCAUAAACUGGCAGCCAAGAGAGAAUGGCACUGUGGAGUUUGUUACUGUUGGUUUUUACGACACAACUUUACCUGCAGACAAACAGCUAAAUCUGCACAAUAAGUCCUUAAUGUGGGCACAGAACUCAAAACAGGUGCCAUUGUCAGUUUGCAGUGAAAGCUGUCCCCCAGGAACACGCAAGGUCCUGCAGAAAGGAAAGCCCAUCUGCUGCUAUGAUUGUAUACCAUGUGCCGAGGGAGAAAUUAGCAACAUCACAGAUUCCAUCACCUGUGCGCAAUGCCAUGCUGAAUUCUGGUCAAACGAGAGAAGAGAUGACUGUGAAAAGAAGAUGACUGAGUUUCUAUCAUAUGAAGAGAUUAUGGGUGCACUGCUUAUGGCAGCAUCUUUAUUAGGAACAAUGAUGACUACAACUGUGGCAGUCAUUUUCUUCAGAAACAGGAACACCCCCAUAGUCAAGGCCAACAACUCUGAGCUGAGCUUCCUGCUGCUCUUCUCCUUGACUCUGUGUUUCCUGUGCUCUCUGACCUUCAUUGGCCGGCCCUCUGACUGGUCCUGUAUGCUGCGCCACACAGCAUUUGGCAUCACCUUUGUCCUCUGCAUCUCAUGUGUUCUGGGAAAAACUAUCGUGGUGUUGAUGGCCUUCAGAGCUACACUUCCAGGCAGUAAUGUUAUGAAAUGGUUUGGGCCUCCUCAGCAGAGACUCAGUGUGCUGGCCUUCACUCUCAUACAGGUUGUCAUUUGUAUCCUCUGGUUAACAAUCUCGCCUCCUUUUCCUCUCAAGAAUUUUCAUCACUUUAAAGAUAAAAUCAUCUUAGAAUGUGCCUUGGGCUCAGCUGUAGGUUUCUGGGCUGUGCUCGGGUACAUAGGACUCCUGGCUAUGUUUUGCUUUGUCCUCGCUUUUUUGGCCCGAAAGCUGCCUGAUAAUUUCAAUGAGGCCAAAUUCAUCACCUUCAGCAUGCUGAUUUUCUGUGCUGUCUGGAUCACCUUUAUCCCAGCUUAUGUCAGCUCCCCUGGGAAGUUUAGUGUGGCUGUGGAGAUUUUUGCCAUUUUGGCCUCUAGUUUUGGAUUGCUCAUCUGUAUUUUUAUUCCAAAAUGUUACAUCAUGUUAUUUAAGCCAGAGAAAAAUACAAAAAAGAACAUGAUGGGUAAGAUGCCAUUAAAGUCACUAUGA